This is a messenger RNA of Phytomonas sp. EM1, 1740 nucleotides long. The record is from the annotation of a GenBank genome assembly. NCBI's taxonomy places the organism in Eukaryota, Euglenozoa, Kinetoplastea, Trypanosomatida, Trypanosomatidae.
AUGGACUCUAAUGCAUUGCAAGACACACUUUUGAUGCCUAAAAAUAAUUCUUCCGACAACAUACCUAUUGAAAGCCGCUAUUCGUUGCUGGAUCACUUAGGUAAGGGAUCAUAUGGCACGGUCUGGAGAGCACAACACAAUCAAAGUAAGAAAGUUUUUGCCAUAAAAAAGGUUAAUAAGACUCACGUAGGAGCAAAGGGCUUGCAGGAAUUGAUGAGUGAAGUUGAGUCCAUGAGCAUGCUAAACCAUCCAAAUAUAGUGAAGCUAGAGGAAACUUACCAGGACGACUCCAGCCUUUGGAUUGUAAUGGAGUAUUUGGCAUGUGGUUCUCUAGAUCAAAUGUUAAAGAAAAAGGGAACCCUUUCUGAAGUCUCCACUAAGAAUAUUGUCACCCAGCUAUUACUGGCACUAGAAUAUAUUCACCGUAAAGGCUUUGUCCAUCGUGAUCUAAAACCGGCUAACUGCCUUAUUUCUGAGGAUGGCAGCACAGUAAAGAUAUCGGAUUUUGGCUUUGCAGUUUUAGCAGGAAGUGAGCAGUGCUUAACGACAUAUUGUGGAACUAUUUCCUUCAUGGCUCCCGAAAUACUCAUGAAGCUCAAUUAUGGUAAGAACGUUGACAUGUGGGCUUUGGGCGUCCUCACAUAUCUUCUUUUCACUGGUGAAUACCCUUUUAAGGGAGACAGUUCUAGUACCCUUCGGCGUGAGAUUUGCAAAAAUCAUUCUUGGGUUAACCGCAAUAAGAAACUUAAAGAAGUUCCGCAUUUGUAUGAUUUUAUUAGCAGACUACUUAGCUUCGAACCAAUAAAGCGUAUGACUGCUAGAGAGUCAUUGCAGCAUCAAUGGAUUAAAUUAAGAAUGAACUCCUUUAAAGAUAUUGUUUCCUUCACAUCGUGCCUGCCAUCAGGUGAGUUUGGUGGAUGCUCACCAAGUAGACUCAGAAUGGUGGGCCGGUUCAGGUCAGCUGUAGUCGCAAUCCUCGCGGCGCACCGAUUAGUGUACUGGCAGCGAUGCCGUCGGCUCGAAAAACUUGGCUACGGUCAUUUUAGUGUCCUUCGAGACUUGCACUACUUUGUAGCUAAGCGCUUUGAACCGAAAUGUAGUGGAAGAUCGGUACUCUACUGCAGUCACAUGUUUUCGCGGUGUCCCACGGCAAUUACUGAGCUUCUACCUAUGAUUGCCGCGUCUGAGUCUAUAGAAGAGAUCAAUUUGAGUCAUAAUAAUAUUAGCAGCCUUAGCCUUGUGCAAGAUAUUUUGCUUGCAGUUGCACAUCAUCCCAGCGUCGAGGUUAUUAACCUGUCUUAUAAUCCUAUUCCUGCUGUAGCUGGGCGUGGUUUACUGCGACUUGCACGAAAUCCAUCACCAAAGUUGCGUCGCAUAGAAGUCAUUGGUACUCCGAUCGCAAUAGAUGUCGUAAGGCAAUUAAGUUCACUCUUGAAGGAAAAGAAUGGAUCUAUUACAUCUAUAAAUUCAAAUGCUUCUACCGUAUGUACAUCGAGUGCAGGGAAGGUAAGCUCAUACUUUCCCAAGACGGGCAAUAUAAAUUCCACGAUUCCGCGUCUUCCGAUUCAUAACCCCAUCCAUAGUCCUGAAGCCGGUUCUCGUGAGCAGCCCUCGCUAAACAAGAGAUUUGAUGAAAAAGGAGAAACUAAACCAGACCAGUUGCCUUAUAUCACAAAAAGUGGUUGCUUACAAAGUACCAUUAAGCGAAAUCCGCGCUUGUCUAAUUCAAGAAAAGGAUAA